Messenger RNA from Morone saxatilis (striped sea-bass), 1569 nucleotides. RefSeq names its product ankyrin repeat domain-containing protein 2. The record is from RefSeq and is a predicted model, not a curated record. Gene Ontology annotation, biological process: regulation of transcription by RNA polymerase II. Gene Ontology annotation, cellular component: nucleus. The transcript is spliced from 8 exons. Bases 114 to 947 code for a protein of 277 amino acids. Lineage: Eukaryota; Metazoa; Chordata; Actinopteri; Moronidae. Gene Ontology annotation, molecular function: RNA polymerase II-specific DNA-binding transcription factor binding.
UUAUUUUAUUAAAUAGAUUAUUAGUUAAUGUUAAAAAGCUUAAGCUGUUCAAAAUUACUUUAUUGACUGUGAUUUUUAUUUUUGUAUCUUUGUAAACUUUAAGCAAACAAGAGAUGGAAGAGGCUGUGCAGUGGGCAGCCAACGUGAUGGAUCAUAAAACAGGAAUAGAAAAGAAAGCUCAGGAAGAGGAGAGAGUGGGGAAGUGUGAGAUUUUGGAUCUGAGUGGAGGAGAGAACAUCACAGAGCUGUACAAAAGGAAAAAGAAGAUCAAGAAAGCAUGCUCACCCAAGGCAUUUGUGGAAAUCCCGGUGGUACAGCUUGAGGAUACUGCAGAAUUCAUGAAUGCAGCCGGUCAAGGCAAGCUGAAUGUAAUAGACAAGUAUCUGGCUGAUGGUGGGAACCCUAAUGUCCAUGAUGAGUUGAAAAGGACGGCACUACAUCGCGCCUCCCUGGAAGGACACACUGCAGUUGUCCAAAUGCUUUUAGAAAAAGGAGCCGAUAUCAACUUUAAAGAUCAACUGGGCUCCAGGGCCAUACACUGGGCAUGCAGAGGGGGAAGCCUGGAAGUUGUCAAAGCCCUUAAGAGCCAUUGGGCUGACCUGAACGUUAGAGAUAAGUUGUACAGCACUCCUCUGCAUGUGGCCACAAGAACAGGCAACACCGCCAUUGUGGAGUACCUGCUGUCCUGUUGUGCCAAAAUCAACUCCAGGGACAGGGAAGGGGACACAGCCCUGCAUGAUGCUGUGCGCCUCAACAGAUACAAGAUAGUGAAGCUGCUCGUAGUUGCAGGGGCUGACACAAAAAUAAAAAACCAUGAGGGAGUAACAGCGUUGCAGCAGGUAAAACAAUGGCAGUUUGACAUCAUGGAGACCAUGCAGAGACUGGAAAAGCUGAGGGAGGUGGGACUGGUGGCGCCUGAAAACACAUCCAGAGAGAGGAGUGAAUAGUGCAAAAAACUGCAAAUCUACUGCAGUAUAUUCUUUAUAUUGUCAGUUACUAUGACUAUCUGUCUCAGGUUCAAAAUACAUUCUGCAGUUCCACUGUAGGACUACGUACAUCAUAAAAAUAUGCAUUAUAUGUGCUCACCAAGAAAAUCUGCCUUCCCAGGGCGAUGCUGCUAAACCUCUGGGAUUAGCCUGAACUCUGACACUAUAAAAUGUCAGCUUGGAUGUGACGGAUUCCAAAUGAUCUGCUUAUCUCCAGAAGGAGACAAAAUAUAUGGAUAAGGAAACAAAGCUGAAUUUCUCUGAUCUAUUUGCUUCUAAAGAGCUUUAUGUUUUUAGGAGCACUCUCACAUAUGUCUCAUAUCUGAUUUAUAAUGUAUUUGGACGUUGAAUAAUAUUAAUGUAUAGUGCUGUACAGAGGCUGUGUUUGAAUAUACAUCAAGAGAUCCUUGUUUUAUCAAGGCGACAGACACGGCCAGAGCACACAGUAGCACUGUGUGUGAGGCGUCAGCUGACGAUAGCAGAGAUGGCUGGUAUGCCCCCGCUAAAGUCAGGGAUUCAAGGGGAGCUCAGUGGACAUAUUUUCCUUCUACCAUCAGUGGCUCAAAUGUUCCUGAGGGCGGUU